GCCGGAAUCUGACGUCCGGUUUAGCUCAGGAAAAUAGGUUUGCCUGACUUCCGGUCCACAGUAUUGUCAAUGACGCUCUUUGACGAGAUUUUUGCCAAAGUUUUUCGCCUUUAAAGAUGAGGGAAACCUUUGAAAAAGACCCCAUACAUGUUUCUGAUUUAUAUGGUCCGAGGAUUUCAGAAUGGAGGGAUAGGGAAUUACAACUAUCCCGACUGCACGAGGAAAUAGUGGGAAAACGCGAGAGUCAUCUAAAUUAUAGUUUAGCUUAUGCACAGAACAGAGCAAAGAGACUUCAAACAAACCAGCUAGUAGAUAUCGAAAAAUCCAGACAAAGGAAUGAAAAAUACUUACAGGAUGUUAUGCUAAUAAGUGAGAAUUUGAGAGUAGAUGAAAGCAACCCAGUAAGCCCUAGACUGGCCACUCUUCAGCUCUGAAUCUGUUCGAUCAAAUUACUGGGCCAUGGUUAAAAGCCUCAAACCAUUGUGGGAAGAAAAUCUACAACCAACCAACCUUAGGUCAUCUAGGACAGAACUCAGGGGUACACCCAGGGCAGAAUCCCUCAACAGCGCUCGGGGGCAGCAAACGGGGGCAGGGGCAAUACCGGGAAGUGCACGAUCUCAGAAAUCCACCAGCGUUAAUUUCAGGGCUACCGAGCCGAACAUUGCCAAACAGACUGUGCAAAAACCUGAGAGAAAAUCUAUAUCAAAGAAAAAUAAAACAAAAUAACAAAGGCUUUAACAUUUGAAAUGUCAAGUAUUUUACAAUUUAUUCACUGUCCUGGGAGCUGUGUAGAUUUCCCCCACACUGAAUUGCUGUUGUAUGUCUCAGGCAAUAAAUGAGUAAAUGUUGUUAUCACCCACGUAUUUGUACAGCAUGUAGAAAUAGCAAAGGCAUUUUACAUGUAAAGUGUAUACUAAUCAUUAAGGAUGAAAAGACAUUUCAUAUUGUUUUCAUCCCCCUCUAAAACACCUCAGAUAACCUGAAGUCUUAUAGAACAGUCAUUUUACCACUGUUCCUAAGGCUUAAUAAACUUUAAUGAUUAUAUUGCCAAAAAUAUCAUUAGGUAUAUAUGUAUUUUUAUUUUUUUGAAUACCAUUCAUUCAUUUAUUAUCUUACAGUAUUUACGUUUACAUUUCUCCAUGUUUUUUCUAUCAAAAGUUGAUUUCCUUGUUUGCUCAGUGCUUAGAAAUGCAGGAACCUUAGUAUGGUGUAAGUUUUUUUUUAUGUUUUCUAUAAAAGAAAUGUGUUAAGAGCUGUUUCAAAUGUAUCUUAUGAUUACAUUACAUGUACCAUUACAUGUAUAAAUAUAUGGCAUUAAUAAAAUUGAUAUUAUAGAAAUA
Magallana angulata is the source of this 1340-nucleotide messenger RNA. RefSeq lists its product as uncharacterized. NCBI's taxonomy places the organism in Eukaryota, Metazoa, Mollusca, Bivalvia, Ostreida, Ostreidae. The transcript is spliced from 5 exons. The record is from RefSeq and is a predicted model, not a curated record. The coding region runs from base 117 to 434 and encodes 105 amino acids.